This is a messenger RNA of Rana temporaria (common frog), 2319 nucleotides long. Its product is annotated as protein phosphatase 1H-like. The record is from RefSeq and is a predicted model, not a curated record. Gene Ontology annotation, biological process: protein dephosphorylation. Bases 519 to 2018 code for a protein of 499 amino acids. The transcript has 11 exons. Gene Ontology annotation, molecular function: protein serine/threonine phosphatase activity. Lineage: Eukaryota; Metazoa; Chordata; Amphibia; Anura; Ranidae.
CAAAGCACGGUAUAGUGCAGCAGUGGGGGCUGGUGGCUAAGCUCCUCUAGCCCAAGGACAAGCAGAGUGCUGCAGCUCUGCAAGCAAGUGCAGUGUUUGUCCCAAAGCACUCAGCAGAAAAAGCACCACAGGUCAACGCACAUCAAAUCAGACAACGCUGAAAUCUGGUGGAUUGCGUCAGGGUGACUCGUCGUCAGCCAUCUAUAUUUUUCUGCUGGGGCUCGAAAAAGUAGCAAGCAGGACAGGGAGGAGAGGACAAGGACCUGAGAGUACACAGAGGAACAGCCCAGGAGCUGACAGAGGAGGAGUUUUAUCAGGCUCUGUAUACUGACACUGGGUGUGCAAUCUACUACUGUUUGCUAAGCUCACUUGCUUUGAGCAGAAGACCUAACCAGCAUGACUUGUGAGAACUAACAGCGUGAGGGGACUUCAUACAGACUGUACACCUGUGUCCCCAGAGCACAGCUGGAUGUCCCAUUCUGCCCCCAGCCAUCUAUCUCCGCUCUUACUGCACGGUGAUGAUCAGUAAGGUCAAAGCGGCUGUAUCAGGGCUGGUGGGGUCGCUGUCCAACAAGCACAGUGCUCUGCCCAGCCCCUGUACCCCUGAGAAGGAGCCCCCCGUCGCCGCCGCCGCUGUAGCAAAACCUCAGCCCCCCUGCAGACCCCCAUUCUUGAAGUUGUCUUCGGAGGAGUUCCACAAAUUGGGCGACCACAAUAGCAGGAUUGUUCUGACUCUAAAAUCCAAUGAAGAGCUGUACUGGAGCACUGGCUACGCUGAAGUGAUUAAUGCUGGGAAGAGUCAACACAAUGAAGACCAGGCUUGUUGCGAAUUUGUGACUGUAGAAGAAAGAGGCAGUGGAUUAAAUAGCAAAUGCAAUGAAUCAGAGAACUCUGAUGUACAUACAGAUACUAAGAUCAGCAAUGGAUUAUCUUUCUAUUACUGGGGACUUUUUGAUGGUCACGCAGGAUAUGGAUGCUCUUUGACAUCAUCAAGGCUUCUUCAUCUUCACAUUUGUGAUCAGCUAAGAGACCUUGUGCAUAUUCUCCAGCAACCUACAAUUGCUGCUCCUCUGUGUCUAGAAAGUGGCACAAAGAAUGAGAGUGCUUCAAAUACACCGACUCAGGAGAAAACAGAACCCCCUCUAGAGACUGCAUUACGUUUCCACCUUGAAAAACAAGUGUUUCCUGAAAGUCUUGUAAUUGGUGCACUGGAAAAUGCUUUCAGGCAAAUGGAUGAACAAAUUGAAAGAGAGAGAACCUCAAAUAGUAUAGAAGGAGGCUGCUGUGCACUUGUUGCAAUCUGUUUGCUGGACAAACUGUAUGUAGCCAAUGCUGGGGACAGCAGAGCCAUUAUCAUCCAACAGGGGGAAACCAUUCCGAUGUCGCAAGAGUUCACUCCGGAAACAGAAAGGCAAAGAUUGCAGUUCCUAGCUUCCUUAAAGCCAGAUCUGUUGGGAAAUGAAUUUACAUGCCUCGAUUUCCCCAGAAGAAUACAGCAGAAAGAAAUCAGGAAACGGAUUCUGUAUCGAGACCACACCAUGACAGGCUGGGCUUAUAAAACAAUUGAAGAAGAUGAUAUGAAGUUUCCUCUUGUUUAUGGAGAAGGCAAAAAGGCUAGGGUUAUGGCCACCAUUGGAGUAACACGUGGAUUUGGAGAUCAUGACCUUAAAGUAUAUAACUCAAAUAUCUACAUCAAGCCAUUCUUAUCUUCUGUGCCUGGAGUAGAAGUCUAUGACCUCUUAAAAUGUGAGCAUGGUCCCGAUGAUGUUGUGGUAAUGGGUACAGAUGGACUAUGGGACGUCAUUACUGACAAUGAAGUGGCAGAAAUUGUUCAAAGAGUGCUUGCAUCUCAUGGGCCUGAUGAGCCAAGCAGAUAUAACCUUGCUGCACAAGAGCUUGUUCUUCGGACAAGGGGAGUUCGGAAAGAGAGUGGCUGGAGGCUACCAAAUGGAAAGCUUGCCUCUUUGGAUGACAUUUCCGUCUUUGUUAUUCCGCUGAAUGGUGAACGGAGCAACUGAACAAUGGAAAACAGAGGAUGACGUGUUUAUAAUGAUAAGAGUGGGCACAUGGACGGUGCAUUACCUCGACGGCAUAUUCUGGAAGCACAGCAAAUGCAAAGCACUUUAACAUAAAACCCUUUUCCCAAAGACUCAGUUUAUCAAGCUUAUAUUUUCUUAUUUAAAUGUAUGUUACAUGUUUGCAACUGCUUGCAGUCAGCCUUAUUAAAAGCACAUGGAUUACAUGGCAAAUGUAAGGAAAUUCUAAAAAGUAAAGAACAAGCUGACUUCUUAAUAAAGAAUCAUCAUGUUUAUAGUAAAA